Messenger RNA from Symbiodinium pilosum, 2258 nucleotides. NCBI's taxonomy places the organism in Eukaryota, Dinophyceae, Suessiales, Symbiodiniaceae. The record is from the annotation of a GenBank genome assembly.
GCGUGGAUGAGACGCAAUCUGGCGCGGUUCCGCAGGAAGCCCCUCCAAAGGCGGCUGCCUUUGACAAGGAUGCUUUGAAGAAGCUGGCGGAGCAGGCUGCGAAGAACGCUGAGCAGGAGGAGAAGGACGCUCAGGAAAGAGAAGUGCAGGAGAAACUGGCCGCCGAGGCAGCAGCUGCGCAGGCAGCAGCGGCACAAGCCCAGGCCCAGCAAGAAGCGCAAGCAGCCCAAGCAGCGCAGGCAGCGCAGGCGGCCAAGGCAGCACAAGCUGCGAAGAGUGCACAAGCUGCACAGCAAGCAGCUGCGGCCCAAGCGGCCCAAGCUGCUCAGGCGCAGGCUCAAGCACAAGCUGCACAGGCUGCCCAAGCCGCUCAAGCAGCGCAAGCAGCACAGGCAGCACAGGCAGCACAGGCAGCACAAGCCGCUCAAGCGGCACAGGCCGCUCAGGCGGCGCAGGCCGCGCAAGCACCACCGGCUCCGCAGGUGAUCCCUGCACCAGUGGCACCUCUCGGCACAGCCCCUCUGCCGUCUGCCGUAGGCCCUGGCGCUCCACCUCCGCCACCGCCACCUGUGGGCCAAGGGCCACCGCCCCCAGCGUAUGAUCUCGAGGCGCUGAAGCGGCUCGCUGCUGGGCAGGCUCCAGCACCGCCCAUCACCGUGCCAGAUAUUAGGCCAUCACUGCCUCUACAGCCAGCUCAGCCGGCUCAGCCAAAGAAGUCCAUGGGCUUCUCAGGCUUCACUUUGCAAGCAGCCUCACCUGCACCUGCGCAAAGGGACAAUGAUUCCGUUCAGAAAAUGCUGGCCCGACUGCAAGGAAAUGUUGCGGGUGCGAAGCAGGCCCUAUCAGCUACGGGUCCUGCUCCCAAUUUUGGCGGCCAACUGCCUUUCGUCCAAGCAACUCCCUUGCAGAAGAUGGGGGCGCACUCAGGUCUUGCUGACGAUGACUGGGAGCCUCUGCAGGAGAACGUGAGGACUGCAAGCAGCCGCAGCGAGGUUGAGGAGGCCGCGAAGGAGUUCCUCAAGAAAUUUGCGCAGAUGAGUGCGGAACAGCUAGCAGAGCUGCUCCAUUUGAUGGAAGCAAAGGCUCAUUCCUACCCUCGAGACUUUUACACAGAGCUGGGCAGCAUGCUUGGACACAAGCUGAAAUCAGCAACAAGCCCGCAGAUUGCCCACAUUAUGAGUGCGUUCUUGUAUUGGUCGGCAGAGGGCCGCCAGCGCUUCAUCGACAACAGCCGCGACUUCUUGGCUGUCGCCACCGCAGAAGUGCCCACUCGGCUCAUGGAACUGGCUCCUCACGAGCUCAACACUUGCUUGGCCGGGCUUGUGUCGCUGGGGUGCUCGGACCACAAGUUCUUCGUGUCUGUUGGGAAGUCAGCCCAGGCACGGCACAAGACCUUCGGUCCCAAGGAGCUUACCUCGCUUCUGACGAUUCUCUCAGAAGUUCGCCUUGUGCAUGCAGAGCUCUUCACCUCUGCAGCCUCAGCAGUGGCCCCUCGCGUACGAGAGCUCCGGCCUGCUGAGGUGAUGCGCUGUACACGCUCCCUUGCCCGCUGCGGGGUGAAGAGUGAGGCUUUCUGCCAGGCUGUAGGCGAUGAUCUUGUCGGGCGCUGGUCAAAAAGCAACUCUGGCUUCCGCUGUGAGGACCUGGUGGAGUUGUGCUGGUGCUUCUGCGUGCUGGAGCACUACCACCCGGAGCUGAUGCAGCUCACAGUCCAGGUGCUGCAGGACACGCCGAAGGUCACGGCAGACGCUUUGUGCCAAUUCUACGAGAUCCACCUUUCUUUGGAGGCAGAGCACAAGGAUCGCUAUGCUUCCUUCAGAAUAGAUGACAAGGCGGCCAGCAAGCUGCUGGAACACUAUAAGGAGAAUCGUCGGGAUUGCCGACGAUGCUCUGAGAAGGUGCGUUCAGACAUUUCUGCUGCUGUGAAGGGCCUUCUAGAGGGCCAUGUUCAGUCAAAUCACCGCACCAGUUUGGGACUUCUUUCUGACGUAGCAGCGUUGAGAAAGCGCUCCUCCACAGAUGGAUACGUCCACAUUGACAUCGAUGGCGCUUUGUCCUUAAUUCGCCCCAUUGAUCAGGACGAGACCGCUGGCCCGCUGGUGGAUGGUGCUGUGGCUUUCAGGAGACGGAUCCUUGCAAAGAAGGGGCUGCGGGUCGCGACGGUCAGGGAGAGCGACUGGAAAAAUCUGGAAGACCAGAAGGAGAAGCGACGCCAUUUGCGAUCUCUGCUGGCUGCGCUGGGUGACGUGCUGGAGUGA